Molecule: messenger RNA, 5461 nt
Organism: Petromyzon marinus (sea lamprey)
Lineage: Eukaryota; Metazoa; Chordata; Hyperoartia; Petromyzontiformes; Petromyzontidae
Gene: MDFIC
Product: MyoD family inhibitor domain containing
Source: RefSeq, a predicted model, not a curated record
GGAUAAGAAGAGUGUUGGAUUGCUCACGCCGCACGGACCCGGUUUUGCGUGUGGUGCGCGCGAGCGACUCUCGAUGUGACGGGAAGCGGCACCAGGAGGCGUCGGACGCGAUGUGCUCGGUGGAGCAGCAAGCACCGCGACAGCAGCGGGGGCCCAAAGAGUUGGACCCUGGCGACUCCGCCGACGGGCGCCUCUCGGAGCCGCGGCCACUCUCGUGCCCUGCGAGUUGUACCGGAGCAGGCGUGAGCGGCCCCUGCGCGCCGGCUGUCCCUCCCGACGAGCCGCCGGCGUCGGUUCCGAGGAGGAGCUCGACAUCGGCGGGCGGGUGCAGCUCGGCCGGCGGGACUGAGGAGGAGGAGGAGGCGUCGGGGGAAGAGGCCUCAGAGCGAGGCCCUCGACCUUUGAACUCGGCUCCUCGAGAACACGUCAACCCACAAGAAAUCGGAGGGGCCAAAGAGGCGACGGCCAGCGCAUCGCGACUCGCGUCGGACCGGGGAGAUGGCCUUGACAAUCCGGUCGGGCCCUGCGGCCUCGCGGGCCGUGAGCGCCGACUGCCGCCAGCGGUGCCGACACUCGCGCUGGACCCUCCGCCGGUUCGAUACGAACCAAGGCGGGCGACCGGGGCCACGCCCGCCCGGCGAGCCGGCGAGCGCAGGAAGCUCAGCCAGCACUCGAAGUCGUCGCGACCCCCCCGGAGCAGCGCAAAUGAUGACUGCUGCGUGCGCAGCGUGCUGGCGUGCCUCUACUGCGAGUUUGCGUCGCUGUGCUGGAUGCUGGUGUCCUGCGCCUGCUGCUGCCACCACUGCUGCUCCUGCGCGGAGGAGAGCGGCGCCGGCGAUGCCGAACGCUGUCUCGGCGGCGCCGACUGCUGCCCGGGCGCCGAGCUGGGCGGCGGCUGCUGCUGCUGCGGCUGCUGCUGCGUCUACUGCUGCUGCUGCUGCGGCCCCGAGGCCGGGGAGGACGUGCCCCCGUGCGGGCUGUGCGGAGACGUUGACGGCGGGAUGCUGCAGGGAUGUUGCGAGUCGUCGGACUGCGUGGAGAUCUGCUUUGAGUGCUGUGGAUUUUGCCUCCUGUCCUGAGCGGAGCGAUGCUGAUUUGACUGUUCGCUUCAAAUCAAGAUUGGUCGCAGAAAAGAAGGACGUUUUUUUGUUGUUAUAUUCACACUUGGCUUGUCCCCCCCCCGCCAACCCGGCCCGGCAGAUGGACGAGAAGAGUGCAGAUGCACAAAUGUACACACAGCCCGUACAUGUAUGUGUACAUGCGUUGCACACUCGAGAUGAAGGACGUGGGCAGGUGCUCCAAAUUGAGGGCAAACACAUUUAUUGUGGUCAAUCUGUAAAAUGCAACAGCACGUGUGUCACACACAGCAAUCCUCAACCGAGUCGCCAUUAACCACGUGACUGGUGUACAAGUCAGGUUCAUCAAUAACCCUGCCAGCCACCCACAGGCCCAACUCGAUUAUCACGUGCUGGUGUACACACGUGCAUUGAUGUACAGCACAGCACAUAAGGACUUUCACAAAACCACACUUUAUUGCCUUGCUGCACGAGGAAGUAAUUAAAAGAGUGGUCCAUUCCUAAUGUGCCACACAUGUAGGGUACUUUUUUUGUAUGCACUGCUGGAUGAAGGCCUCCCAUAAUUGUGGCUUGUUACGGUUAUUUUUUUACCAUACUUCCCCAUGAUGGUCAGUACCGGUUGGUGAAUAGGGCGCUAGGACUGGAUCAGAUAUCACUCACCACUGAUAUUAGCUGUGGCCAUGAAUCAAAUACAGGUUGCAGGGGUUCAUAAUGCCAUGUGCUUAGUGCUAACCACUGUUGUAAUUUACGUGUAGUGAAAUGUUUUACUGUCGUGACAAGUGAUGUAAGGGAGCAGAGUGGUGGUGUGGCCAGCACCAUGCACGGCCAACUCUUUCGCUCGGGGUCUGAUAUGGGAUCACACCGAACCGCAGACUCAUUUUAGGUUGAGCUGACCGAUGGGAGAUCCAGAUGAGAUGAACACAGCAAGUGUCACUGCUGUUGUGCGUGGCCAGGUUUUUGUUUUCCAGUCACUAACAAACCUUUUUCACUAGCACAUCCGAACUGAGCAAUCGCAGGUCUUCCACGGUAUUGGUAUUUUUCCACCUGCUAUUUGCCGUGCCGAGCCAGAACCAAACCGUGCUACACUGGCUUCACAAAACAUCUCAAUCUGCCUCUGGGGCCAAGCAGGGCCAUGCGCAUGUUAAUCCUGCGUGAUGUCAGCAGCAUGGCUUGGCUUCUGUUGUGGAAAAAAAACACCUAAAAUCUUUGCACAGUGUACUAACAACUUACAAAGACAAAGAUCCCCCGUAUAGACUUAACAGACGGUUGGAGCAAGUACUGUUAGCGAGCACCUAUGAAGGAAGCGAACUCGGGUCGCCGGGUUCGUAGCGCAGAGCGCCAGCUUAACCGUUGCACUCCCACUCCCCGCAACAACUUACACCAUACAUUCGCAAACGCACAGAAAGCAUGCGCAUCACUUUUUGAGCGUAUCUCUGCUGAGACGCGAUUACGAUCGUUACCAUCUGUGCCACUGUCUUCCCACCGUGUUGACGAUCUCCCCUUUACGCCUGUUCCCGUCGCGCUUUGUCUUGCGGGGGGUCUCCCUUCAAGGCUACCGCUGCCUUCUCGUCACGAUCUGCUCCGAGUAACGAACCUCCCUUUCGUGCACGUCCUUCAAUAGCCUUGCAAAGCCAUCUAGUGUGCACUCGUUUGUGCUUAUUGUCCAGGGAAUGCCGAGUAUGAACCGAUACGGUUGCAUCUCAAAAACAAAUCUUUCCUUGCCCUCAUCUGCCUUCUUCAUUGUCCGUGAUUCACAUCCGUACGACAAAGACGCACGCGACUAUUUAAAUGAACCCACCACUGCGCUCGAUCUCAUCAUAUCUCAUAAGCUAAGCAGCUUUUUUUGAGCCUGGUCGGUGCUCGCUGGAGCUUUACAGGCGUUGUAGGCACGGGGCCAGAACGUGGCCAAGAGAUGUUGGUCAACCCCUCUCGUACGCGUGAUGGGUUUUCUCCGGCAUCUCCAAUUUCCUCCGACGCGAAGCCAAGCGCUCGUGGAGUUGACCCAAACAUCCAAGUGCAAGGGGCCAUCCUGAAAGAAACAAAAGAGUCUUAAGACUCACUUAGACUUCUCCUGGGUCAAUAAUUGGCAUUGUGGAGCAUCGAUACUAUAAUGUAACAAUUCAUGAUAACGCACGGCCCUUUUUAGCAAUCCACUGCUGGACGAGGCCUCCCCAUGCUGUACUGGUCAUUAGGGCUGUUUGAAUAUACUUCACCACGCUGGUCAGUGCGGGUUGGUGAAGGGGGAAGCGAGACACUACCGCCCUAGGCUGUUGUGGUUUGCUCUGCGCAGGUCUGCAGUGCCUUUCGAGGUUACUCACUGCGCACCGUUCGACGUUUCGCGACCGCGCGCCGGGAGCGAAACGUCGAACCGAGCAACGCGCGAGUGCGACCCGAUAGCACGCAUAAAGAGGGCGUGUCAAAACAAAAAUGUGGGUGAUUAUAAAAUCAGGGGAGUAUCUAUGAACGGAUCACCGUGCAGAGUGGUGCACUCCGCGAGCACGCUCCCGAAUGCUUUAUGAACACAAUUUGGAAUUGUUUUGUUUCCAAGCUGCAGAACCUUGGACCUUGCCACUGCUCGUAUGUGUUUGUUCCGCGCAUGCAAUAUUUGUUGACAUACAUUGGCCAACGGACGCAUGUUAAUGAAUUCCAUAUAACUGCCACCCAUAGAAACAUCGUAAUGUUUUGUCUUUUUAUGUCCUGGAUUUAAGUGUGCGUUUGUACUAUGUAUUAAAAAAGGCCCACUUCUGAACUUAUUUCAUGACUAUUUGCAGAAUAUUAUAAAAAAAAACGUGUUUCAAUAAAACGUAUGUGGAAAACGUGUUUUGUAUUUAAAAAAAUCAAUUUGGAGUAAUCAUAGUACUUAAUUCCACAUUAUUUCGAAAAUCAAUUAUAAAGGCAGUGUUUACUGGAAAUCAAACGCACAUACUGCACGGCAGUGUGGACAAUGUUUGAGACGUCAUUACAAGCGCAUAACAUUGUUGGGGAAAAUAGAUGGAUUAAAGAAGAAGAAAAAUAAUAAUAAUAACAAACUUAAAAAAAAAACGUUAUUGCAGCAAUUUAGCGUAAUUUUUUUUCAAUUUGUAAACAUAGAAUGAAAUGUCCACUUACGUUUGGAAUAACAAUGCAAUAAAACAGAACAGCCCAUAUACAAUGUUUAUCGGUGGAGAUGGGGGAAAGCUGCAAUUAAGCUGCGGUAAGGAUGUGGUGGAUGUGUGACUCAGGACUCUGAGAUACCGGGCCAGCACUCCGGAGAUCCUGGGAUCGAAUCUGGGAUUCAACCACUGCCCAUAGAUUAAACCAGGACCCUCCAAUCGAGUGAGUUGGGGGCCUCAGCCCGGUCGUCAAUGAUUGAAUGCAGCAGCAACAAAAAAACUCAAAAGUUGAAUCGGAUCAUUGUUACUUCAAAUUGGAUGAAUUCCAGCUCAGAGAAUCAAGGCUACGUAUCAAUUUCACUGACGUGCGACGAAGAUUACUCUCUGUUUGCAUGGUAUGCGGGGAAGUUCGUCUCGCAGUGUGUGGAUAGAAAGGGAAUUCGGAUGCAGUUAUAUCAUAUCUCUUUCUAUGGGCCAUUUUUUUAACACAUGGGGUGAUGCACUGCUCUGUAAGAGAGUUAUGAACAACGUCAACUAAAGCGAUUACGCCAAUUGCACAUAUUAAAUCCUACUUCUUCUUGAUGCUGCAGCCUCCAACUAUUAUUCUAGACUCUAUCUCUCCGACCUCUCUACUUCUCUGCUACGAAGAAGGGUCAUUGCCAAAACCUUCGCCUAUUACAUAUUUGUUUUCUUUUAAGGCCACGUUGUUAUUGUCGAGUGUUCAUUUUUUUGUUGUUAGUCCUUUUCUUAAGUUAUCUGCCCAAGGACAGCCCUGUGGUGCAGGCCCUCUCAAUUCCAUCCAAUCCCAAGGCCUCUUCAAUUCACGACACUGCACCCAAUCCUGGAAUUCUUGAGCCAUAACCAGGGCAGGACAGUUGUGAUGGUUUUUCACCUUGCAUCCUCAACAGUGUUUUGUCAUGUAACACCACUAGCACCACCGGAUGUAGUUAGCAUUAUUUCCAGAAUGGCAACUGUAAUACAUUUGGUCGGAAAAGUAGAUGUUUCGUUCUUUUGUUCGGUAUUUCUGGAGGCAUAAUUAUAUUCCUUAACGUGGCGUAAACAUUCAGUUGAAAUCUACAUAAGCUCUUCUUGCACUCUAUUUUUGCACGUAUGUAAACUGUACAUGAACAUUAUUUCCCAUUAUUUUAAGAAUGGUUGAGCAUUACGUGGCAGGAGGGGGCAGGUAACCUAUGUGUUUUGAAAAAUUCGUUUUCAUUUUACAUCAAUCAAUCAGGUCUUUAUUUCUAUAGCACUAUUUCGUGCAAAGGAUGCCAUUCAAAGUGCUGUACAGAU